CAACGUCAACGUGCUGUCCUGUUGCCCAGCCUCGACACUCGGUUACAGAAAAAGGCACCCCUCCCACUCCUGCCUCCCUACGUACUGUAGAGGCCCUACGCUAUAUACAUAGUUCUAACCCCCCGCCACGCAGUUGAACCCCCCGUCAACGCUUCCCCCCCGCCAUCAAGUCAUGACGGGAAGUGGAACGGGAAGAGGAAGAGGGAAGAAACGCCCAGCAACGCCAUCUCAAAGUCCCAGUGCCAAGAAGAAGAAGGGGGAGAGAGGUACCGACGCGCUGCAGCCUACGAUACAUGCGUUCUUUGGGGGCGGGACGAAGAGCGGUGGUGCGGGGAGUCAGGGACAGGACGACCGGGAACAAGUACCGGAAGCAGUGCUGAAAGGCGACCAGUUUGCAGAAUGGGAGGAAUGGCCGCCGGAAACCUGGCAUCAAAAGCUUCAUCCGACACCUACUUCCGACAGCAGACCCAUUUCGGAAAGCUCUGUGCCACCACGUUCCGAUGACGAUGAAGAUAGGCAUGCGGGCGGCACAUCCGAUAUAUUAGCGACAUUCGAUACGGAUUCAGCACCGGCCCAGGAUUCGAUACCACCACCACACAACCCCCCUCCACCAUCCUCCGCCGCACUCCCACCAUUACCACCCCCAAUCCUCACGCUAAGCAGCACAUCCGAUCCCCCACCCUCCUCCCCCACCCCAGACAUCCGGUGCGACAUCCCACCACCGCAAUUCGACGCCACAGCACUCCCAGCAUACUGGACACCCGGCUCGCCGACGCCGUACCGCUGGCUCGCGGACCAGUUUGCCCUUGUGGAGAAGGUCACGGGCAGGCAAAUAAUCACAUCAGUCCUAACCAACAUGCUCCGCACAAUCAUCUACACCUCCCCCACCGACCUCCUCCCGGCCCUCUACCUCUGCUCCAACUCCAUCGCGCCCCCUUACAAAGGCAUCGAACUCGGUAUCGGCCCGCAAAUCCUCCUAAAGUCAAUCACAGCGAUCUCAGACCUCCCCACGAAAUCGAUCAGGCAGGCGUGGGAACAGAAGGGCGACUGGGGCGAUGUGGUUGUGGGCGCGAGGAGGGGGGUGGGGACUCUAGCAAUGGGGAAGUCUCUCCGGGGGAGGCUUACCGUGCAGGAGGUGUAUAAAACCCUCCACCGCAUCGCGGCCCUCCGCGGCGCUGGGACCGUGAAUGCAAAGACGGAGCUGGUGAAGAAGGUCAUGGUUGCUUGUCAGGGCGAGGAAUUGAGGUACCUCACCCGCACGCUCGUCGCGCAUCUGAGGAUCGGCGCCGUGCGGACCACUGUGCUUAUUGCGUUGAGUCAUGCCAUCCUGCUGGAAAAGAGCCUGACCCCCGCCGAGGUGCGCGGGAUGAAGGCCGACGCGUUGAAGGCGAGGAUGAAGGGCGCUGAGGCGGUUUUGAAGGAAUGCUACGCCCAGGUCCCCAACUACGAUAUCAUCGUCCCGCUGUUGAUGGAUCCGGCGGUCGGGUUGGAGAGGAUCGGGGUUGAGUGUAAGUGCAUCCCCGGCGUGCCUAUCCGGCCUAUGCUCGGGAAGAUCACGCGGGAUCUAGCGGAAGUCUUUGAAACAAUGCACGGCCUCAACUUCUGCGCGGACUGGAAAUACGACGGCCAACGCGCCCAAAUCCACCGCACCUCCACGGGCCAAGUGCACCUCUUCUCCCGGCACCUCGAAACCAUGACCGACAAAUACCCCGACAUCGUCGCGCUCGUCCCGUCCGUCUGCCGCGAAUCGACCACGUCGUUUAUAUUGGAUGCCGAGGUGGUGGCUGUCGAGGAGGGGCAGGGGGAGGGGGAGGGAAAGAAAUAUACCGUAGCCUCCUUCCAGACGCUUUCGAACCGCGCACGCAAGAACGUCCAUGUGAGGGAUGUGAAGGUGCAUGUAUGUGUGAUGGCGUUUGAUUUGAUGUACUUGAAUGGGAGGAGUCUGAUUGAAGAGAGUUUUCGAACGAGACGGGAUGCGAUGCGCGCGGCGUUUGCGGAGCUGGAGGGGGGGUUUGGGUUUGUUCCGCAGCUGGAAUCAAAGGAUCCGGACGAGGUUCAGGCUUUCCUACAUCUGGCCCUUCAAUCCGGAUGCGAAGGCCUCAUGGUUAAAAUCCUCGACUCCCCACCCCCCAGCCUCACCGCCACCCUCCCACGGCACCUCUCAACCUACGCGCCGGACAAGCGGUCCCAAUCCUGGCUCAAAGUUAAACGCGACUACCUGACCUCCCUCGCCGACUCGUUCGACCUCGUCCCCAUUGGCGCGUGGCACGGGAGUGGCCGGAAAGCCGGGUGGUGGAGCCCGUUCUUGAUGGCGUGCGUCGGCGCGGAUGGACGCGUGGAGAGUUUUUGUAAAUGUAUGAGUGGAUUUACGGACGCGUUUUAUAAGGAGAACAAGGAACGAUACUCGCACGAAAACCACACCCUCCUCCCCGCGCCCAAACCCUACUACGUCGUCCACGAGAGCAUGCGCCCCGACGUCUGGUUUGAGCCGCUUGAGGUGUGGGAACUCCGCGGCGCCGACCUGACCGUCUCGCCCGUGCACCAGGCUGCGAUGGGACGCGUGGAGGCUGAUAAAGGGAUCAGUUUGAGAUUCCCCCGCUUCAUCCGGAAACGCGAGGACAAGAAUGUGGAGGAUGCGACGGGGCCUGAUGAGAUCGUUGAGAUAUUUCAUAGGCAGCGUGUAAGGGGUCCGCCUGCUGCGGGGGAUCUGGGUGGCGGGGAGGGGGACGGGGACGGGGAGGAGGGGAUUGAGGAUGGGGACGGGGACGGGGAGGAGGAGGGGGACGGGGAUGUGGAGAGGGAGGAUGGAUGA
Molecule: messenger RNA, 2812 nt
Organism: Fimicolochytrium jonesii
Lineage: Eukaryota; Fungi; Chytridiomycota; Chytridiomycetes; Spizellomycetales; Powellomycetaceae
Exons: 21
Coding region: 173-2812 (879 amino acids)
Biological process (GO): mitochondrial DNA repair; lagging strand elongation; DNA recombination
Cellular component (GO): DNA ligase III-XRCC1 complex
Molecular function (GO): DNA ligase (ATP) activity; ATP binding; DNA binding
Source: RefSeq, a predicted model, not a curated record